CCCCCCCCCCUCUCUCUCUCUCUCUCUCUCUCUCUCUCUCUCUCUCUCUCUGUGUUAGGUAGGUAAAUCAUCAGGUGAAUUGAAAAUGUUCACUACGGUUUCUCGCAGUGGAAGGCACUUGCAGAGAUACAACAAAGGUUGCCGCCUCGUCGUUGGAUGCAUUCCAUAUAGGUACAAAACCUGCCCCAACAAAGCUGCAGAAAACGAUGAAGUAGAAGUUCUCGUGAUCAGCUCACAGAAGGGUAGAGGAAUGCUGUUUCCCAAGGGAGGGUGGGAACUUGACGAAUCUGUGGAAGAAGCAGCUUCAAGAGAGACGCUUGAAGAAGCCGGGGUUGUUGGCAAUGUUGAGGGUGAACUGGGUAAAUGGAGUUUCAGGAGCAAGAGCCAAGGAACAAACCAUGAAGGCCGUAUGUUUGCCCUGCUCGUCACCGAGCAGCUCGAUCUUUGGCCGGAGAAAGAUCUCCGCCAAAGAGUAUGGAUGAAUGUGGAUGAAGCGAGAGAGGUUUGUCAGCACGGGUGGAUGAAAGAGGCGCUAGACGUAUUAGUUGAUAGGCUCACUUCUGAGAAGCUGCAUGGAGGAGUACUGGAACAAUAAGAAAGAGAGAAUUGUUCUACAAGUUUGACGAGCGAGAGCUGAAUGAAUAUUAGAACUUUUUUUUUGUAUUAAUUAAACUAAUAAUAAAAUUUGUACAUAUUGGACUGGCGGGCGUAGCCCCGCGUAUCCAGGCAUCUUCACAGAAGGUGAUGAAAGAGCUGGUUAUAUAUAUAGGGCAACAAUGGCGGGCGUGCUCAGCCUCAGCCUGCAGAUUCCAAGAAAUCAACCAAAUCCAUAUGUAUAUAUUAUUAUUGUUGUUGAUUCAUCUGCUUCUUCAA
This is a messenger RNA of Diospyros lotus (date-plum), 873 nucleotides long. Its product is annotated as nudix hydrolase 17, mitochondrial. The record is from RefSeq and is a predicted model, not a curated record. The coding region runs from base 86 to 595 and encodes 169 amino acids. Gene Ontology annotation, molecular function: pyrophosphatase activity. Gene Ontology annotation, cellular component: cytoplasm; nucleus. Lineage: Eukaryota; Viridiplantae; Streptophyta; Magnoliopsida; Ericales; Ebenaceae. The transcript has 5 exons.